Messenger RNA from Ophidiomyces ophidiicola, 1239 nucleotides. RefSeq lists its product as uncharacterized. Gene Ontology annotation, cellular component: actin cortical patch. The transcript is spliced from 4 exons. Bases 1 to 1239 code for a protein of 412 amino acids. Gene Ontology annotation, biological process: actin filament organization; actin cortical patch localization; endocytosis. Lineage: Eukaryota; Fungi; Ascomycota; Eurotiomycetes; Onygenales; Onygenaceae. Gene Ontology annotation, molecular function: ubiquitin binding; phosphatidylinositol binding. The record is from RefSeq and is a predicted model, not a curated record.
AUGUUCUCAACAUCGAAAAAACCUUUCACGGCGGUGACUGUUCAAAUUGACCGACUAACUAGUGAAAGCUAUGACGUCGAUGACUCGAGCGGUAUUGUGGAUUUAAUCGAGGUCAUCAGACUGCAAAGCAGUGGACCACAAGAGGCCAGCCGUGCUCUUCGCAAAAAGCUAAAAUAUGGGAGCGUUCACCGUCAGCUGCGCGCUCUUACCAUUCUUGACUUUCUAAUCCAAAAUGCUGGCGACAGAUUUCUCAAAGGCUUUGCAGAUGAGCCGCUUCUUGAAAGGCUGCGAGUUGCCGCUACGGAUUCUGUUUCAGAUUCAGAAGUACGAGAAAAAUGUAAGCAACUAUUUCCACAGUGGGCCGUGUUACAUGGGAAAACACCUGGAAUGGAGAGAGUAGCUCUUCUCUAUAAGCAACUACCCACACGAAAAAGGCGACUUCGUCCACAGCAAUCCCAUGUUUUGAAAGAGACCGAGGCAGGUGGAGAACAGCCAAUAGGUCACUCAGUAUCCAUAUCCACUGGAGAAGGCCCGUCUACGGCUCUAGGUUCCCCAACAGGUCGCAAAUCAUCCAUGCCUCCCUUUCCAAACAUGUCCGGGAAACCCAAGGACAAAAAACGGAAUCGAAGAACUGCGUUCAAUCUAGAAAAAGAACGACCAGAGAUAUUGCAGACAAUCGCCUCCGCCUCAGUGGCAAGUACUAAUCUGACUAACGCUCUGAAAUUUGUCAAUCGUGAGACACAACGUGUUAGCGAGAACCCCGAGGUGAUGGAGAAAUUUGAGCGCUGCAAGUCUCUCAGGCAUCAAAUACUUCGCUAUAUUCAGGUGGUUGAGAGUGACGAUUUCCUCGGCAGUUUGAUACAUGCGAAUGAAGAGUUAGUCAAUGCGUUGAUGGCAUUUGAAGUUCUUGACAAAAGCGUCGAUGAUGAUAGUGACAGUGAGGAUGACCUGUCCAUUGAUGAUCUUCGGCGACCCCUUGAGAGAAAUGUCACAGGCUCUUUCGCCGGUUUAGUUUUAGAUAGCCCCACAAAACCAUCACGGCCACAAAGGCCGACGAGUCUUCCUAGUCCUAUUCCCAAAACCAACAGUCAACCCGAGAAGCAAAGGCACUACGAGACUGCAAGUGAAGAGUCUGCGAGCGACGAGGAAGAUGAUGAUGAAAACAAUCCUUUCGGUGACAGGAAUGCAAUACCAACACCCUCUGUUGAGGCUUCAGGGCUAACUUGGAAGGAAGUUUAA